AUGGAAGCUGCUUAUCAAGCCAAUGUUGUCAGAGGCUUCGAUGAUCUUGUCGAUUUUACCUACCGUACCAAUAGCCGAGGAACUCUUUUGGGCUGGCUGAACGGUCUGGACAAAAAGCUCGAAUCUUUGCUAACUACCCUGGAGCGUGGGCCAACACUGAAGUUCUUUCCGAACCUUGGUGGUGGAUCCACAACCAAAGACCAUACAAAAGCCCCGGGAAAGACUCCAAGCCAGCCGAGCUCGUCUCAAGCCCAUGUUAAAACGCCGAAGUGCGUUGCUAAGCCAGCACCACGGGCACGAACUGUAGCACCUAAGCACACAGCUGAAGCGAAAGCUGCGGCUGAGAAGAGACGAGCAACUGAGACAAAGCAGCUCGAGGCACGCCUUGGAAGACUGCCGUUGUACCAAAAACAACAGGAUGGCAGGACAUAUGUUAUUCCAAUCCAGCCAACCAAAAAGGAUCGCCUACCGCGAGCACUUCAAGCACUCAAGACUGUGAAAUUGAUUGUGCCACAGCUCUACCCGCUUGAACAUAGCUUGAUCAAGUUACAGGGAGCCGAAGGCCCCGAAGUGAAAGCCACAGAAGUGGGAUUCACUCAGUGGGUAGAACAGACUUCGCAGCUGAGUCUGGUAUCUCAGGUCAACUACCUGGCGAGCAAUAUCCACAAGUUCGCUGCAACGCCUUUGCCAAAAGAAGAGGAGCCCACUGAAACUGUACCUCCACCAGUGGAAGAAGAUGAGGAUGAGUUUGUGGAAGAGCCUGCAAAAGUACCUGCGACUCAAGAUAAUGAAGAAAGACCACAUCUUGUUGUCAUUCCAAGACCACCCGAAUGGUCAGUUCCUGAUCCCACCAGUGGCGCCGAGGGGACAUCAGAUGAAUCCAGUUGCGAGGAAGACGAGUAUUCAGAUGAAGAGGAAGACGAUGAAGGUGGUGCGCCCGUUCCCGCAUCAGUGGAUAACAACGCGCCCGGACGAGGCGUUGCACUUUCCUUUCCAUUCUUAGAGCUCUAUGGGAUUGAGCUGCUGGAACUCUUGAACCUCAAUAUCACGAUCAAAUGUGAUAGAUGUAAGGUGGCGGUCGACAUUAAGAACGUGCCACAUAUUACCGCUGAGCAGGGCCAGAUGCCGAAAAUGGAGUCGUGCAGGAAAUGUGCUAAUAAUAUGAGUGUCGCGUUCCGGACACAGUUGAUGCAUUCUCAUGCCAAUCGUGCUGGCUACCUUGACUUGGGCGGCUGCACAAUUGGGGACAUGCUUCUUAGCGACUUCAUCCCAACAUGCUCCGAGUGCUCGACUCCCCAUCCGGCACCGGGCAUACCUGCAGUUCGCGGCGAGAGUGCCAUGGGUAUAUGUCGCCAGUGCCAUCGCAAAAUGGUUUUCAAGAUUCCCGAGGUCAAAUUCCUUCUGGUGGGAAGUGCAACAAUCACUUCUCGUGGAGCCCUACCCCUGAAACGAAAGCCUCAGGAGGUCCUCGGCAUUGUCGCAGGACAAGAACUUCCGCGAUGCGGUCGAUGCCAGCACUAUGCCAAGAGUCAACGCUGGUUCAGAUUCAGCUGCUGCUCUAAGGUCUUCCCUUGUGACAAGUAUGAUUCCCCGCUGGAUAUCUCCCCAUCCCUCUUCACAUGCUGA
Molecule: messenger RNA, 1626 nt
Organism: Penicillium digitatum Pd1
Lineage: Eukaryota; Fungi; Ascomycota; Eurotiomycetes; Eurotiales; Aspergillaceae
Product: Zinc finger, CCCH-type
Molecular function (GO): zinc ion binding
Source: RefSeq, a predicted model, not a curated record